UUUGUUUUCAUCUCUUCAGAAGUCGCCUAGCUUCGAAACGGAGAGGUGCUGUAGGUUUACCGCAGAUAAACCAUCUACUUAAGUGAUAUAAACGCAGCCGAGAACAAUGAACUUGAAUCGGCUAAGUGCUUUGUAAUCUCGUCAUCUUUCGAGAUUUGAACAAUUGAUCAACUUGUCCGUCUCAAUCUCAGCGUAGGUUAGUCGGACGAGGACCAACAUAAUCUCCUCACGCGUUUAUGUCGUGCUGUACUUACAAACAAAUUGUUCAAGAUUGAACUCGUGAUAGAACUAUGUCAUUGUUUGCCGAUGGCUUCCUGUGCGUUUUGGACACUAACACCACCGGUGGUGCGUUCGACGGGACUUACAAGGAAGUGUUGCAAGAGCUGGUGCCGGCAUGGGUUUGCACCUUGGAGUAUAUGCCUUGGAUUUGGGCCAUGUUCGGCUCAAUCCUGGUGGCAUUGAGCGGAGUCCUGCCUUUGCUCAUCAUACCCAUGGAUCAGACUGACAAUUUGAAACAAGGAGGUUAG
This is a messenger RNA of Acanthoscelides obtectus, 527 nucleotides long. The record is from the annotation of a GenBank genome assembly. Lineage: Eukaryota; Metazoa; Arthropoda; Insecta; Coleoptera; Chrysomelidae.